UAUGUGCGGCUCAGGCAGGCCGAUUGCGUCUCUCGCUUGGGACCGUGGCACUACGCGGUUCGUUCACGUUGCACCGCCUUCGGAGUUACCUCCCGUGGAUUUGAAGCUGCACCCACUUCUCCCUUUGACAACGAGGUAACCUGCUCCUGAGGCUCACCAUAAUUCAAUCAGUCCAUAAACAUUUAUUAAGCACCUGCUAUGUACCAGGGACUAUAUAAAGCACUGGAGUUAUAAAGAAAAUCAAAAGAGGAGCUCAUAGUCUAAUGAACUUAAUGUAAACAUUUGAUUGGCUGAAAGUGAUCUCCCAGCCUCAGUCUCCCCAAUAAGCAGGGAUUACAGCUUCGGGAACAUGAGGUUUCUUGGGAAAACAUUCAAAAGGAAGAGUGAAGGGAGCAUUUAAAAGAGACCCGGAACAGUGGCUGCAAGGCUGGGGCCCGAGGGCUGGCAGUGGAAAACCUUUCUGAGCUGUGAUAUAUCACCAAAAAGCUCUUGGUGCCUAUUUGCCUCCUGCAAAAGAAGAGAAGAGGAAAAUAAGACAAUGUCAAUAGCCCUGAAGCAGGUUUUCAAUAAAGACAAGACCUUCCGGCCCAAGCGCAAAUUUGAACCGGGCACACAAAGGUUUGAGCUCCACAAAAGGGCACAGGCCUCUCUGAACUCUGGGGUGGACCUGAAGGCAGCAGUACAGCUGCCCAGUGGGGAAGACCAGAAUGACUGGGUUGCAGUUCAUGUGGUAGAUUUCUUCAACCGUAUCAAUCUGAUCUAUGGCACUAUCUGUGAGUUCUGCACUGAGAGGACCUGUCCUGUGAUGUCAGGGGGCCCAAAAUAUGAGUACCGGUGGCAGGAUGACCUUAAGUACAAGAAACCUACUGCCUUGCCAGCCCCCCAAUAUAUGAACCUUCUCAUGGACUGGAUUGAGGUACAGAUCAAUAACGAAGAUAUAUUUCCUACCAGCGUAGGUGUUCCUUUCCCAAGGAAUUUCCUUCAGAUCUGCAAGAAGAUUCUGUGUCGUCUUUUCCGGGUGUUUGUGCACGUCUACAUCCAUCAUUUUGAUCGUGUGAUCGUGAUGGGUGCUGAAGCCCAUGUCAACACCUGCUACAAACACUUCUAUUACUUUGUCACAGAGAUGAACCUCAUAGACCGCAAGGAACUAGAGCCCUUGAAAGAGAUGACCAGCAGGAUGUGUCACUAAAGAGCCAUCCAUGGGAAGAAGAAGGAAUGCGAUUUCCUCAGGGGGCUGAGCAGGAGCACGAAGUAGACCUUUCAGACUAAAAUAACUUGUUGAUUCCCAGGAGGUUUGGGACAGGCAGUGAUUUUUCUACGCUGUGCUUCCCAUUCACUGUGUAUGCUCUUAACCCUCAGAGUGCUGCUAGCAACAUCCUAUCAACCAGGUAUAUUACAAAGCAAAGCAAAGAAAGAGAAAACUUCCAUUUAUUUUUCCAGUUCAAGAAUUCUCCAGAAUGAAGCCUCUGCAGUUACAGACUCUUAAUGGUUCAGUACAUGUUCCAGCUGUCUCAGCUUUACUGGAAUUCAGGUCUUGAGACUGAAAUACAUAUUUGUACUAUUUUCCCCCAUUAACUAAACCAGCCUUGCCAGCUGGCCUCUUUUACCUAUGUUUUAUUUUCUAAGUACAGUGUGAAUUUGACAACUCUGGAUCCUCAACAGGUUUUUUUUUUUCUAUAACAAGCCUUCCAUCCUACAAAGUCCGACCCUGAUCCUGUAUAAUACUUUGAAAUUCCAUAGAACAUUGAAAUCCUGAUAAAUCCACCAGAGAGCAAAAGCAUGACUUUCUUUCAUGGGCCUGCUGCUUAUGAAGUCCUACUCCAUUUCCAAAUAGUGUCUUUGUAUUAUAACUAGAAGGAAGUUCAAACACCACCUUCUGCAAGAGACCUUUGCUGAUGGCCCCCCCCACCCCAGCUACUAGUGCCUUCCCCCUUUUCACCCUAUCUAUACCCCCACACAAAACAUUACCUUUUAUUGGUUUUGUAAAUACUUAUAUAUGUCUGUAAUUGUCUUUCCUGUUAGAAUAUAAAGGGACUCUUUAGGGCAGGGACUCUUGAUUUUUAUCUUUAUAUUUCUAGACUUUACCACACACAGUACCUGGCACAUAGUUGGUGCUUAAUAAAUGCUUGUUGAUUGAAGUCAUGAUUUCCCAGAAUAAGGUUUGUCAAAGCAUUGGCUAAGUUCCUGAGUGAUUUUGGCUAGGGUGCAUUUGAUUCAACAAACAUUUAUCUAGAGCCUGCUACAUGCAAAGCACUGUACUAGACCUUGGGGAUACAACAGGAAAUCAAAAGAGCACCUGCCCUCAAGAAGCUUUCAUUCUAUUGUGUGAAACAACAUGGGCACAAAUAAAGAGAUUCAAAGUAUAUGUAAAGUAAUUUUCAAGAGGUAGAGAAUACUAAUUGUUGAGGAGAAGUGGAAGAGGAGCAUCAGGAAAACUCAUAUAUUUUUCACUCUUCUUUACUCCCUUACUCUUUAUCUUCCAUUCAGGAAAAUUUUCCUAUUGUUAGAAGAGACACAAAAGGAAACUAGAAAUUACAGUGGGGAAAUUCAGUAGUGGGAGAAAGCAGUCACUGUUUAUGCAGGAUCAUGUGAACAAAUCAUUCAAUUGGUUGGCUUUUAGCCACACAAGUCUAUGUCUUUUUUCUUUCUUAGCUCUCCUGCAACGCUGUAUUGUAAAAUAUUAAAUUGAUUGUGGGCUCCAAGGUACAUAGUAUCUCAACCCAUUAUUGUGCCAUGGUCUCCAAAGACACAGUGUAGCUCCUGUUUCUGCAUGUAGUCUUUUCCCAGCUUUCCUUUUCAGUUGAUAGUCACCAUGAUGUAUUCUGUGCUGUUUCAUACAAUCACAGAAUUUCAGAAUUGGAAGAGACCUCAGUGACCAUUAUGUCCACCUCAUCCCUGAAAAAGAAUGCCCACUACAACAAAGAAGAGUCCUUCUUUUUAAAAAAAUUAUACAGGAUUUUGGUAGAUGGAGUGUUAUUUUGCCUUUUUAUCCUGACAGGAGAGUCCUGAAAAGUUCUCAUUUAGGACAUCCUUUUGCUUCAUGUUGAUUUGAAUUUCACAAAAUAUCAGUUUGUGGAAAAUAACCAAAAGAAUAAGACUGCAAAAUGCGUGUUUUAAUGUAAUUUUUGUUAAAGUAUAAUUACAAAUAGAUCAGAAGAAAUAAAAUUAUGCAUCCACAUGGACUAAGGGCUAGACUUUUUAACCCUAUAGCAUUCAGUGUUGGUUCAACCAAGAAGACACACCUUUGCUUUGGAAGAGGAUAUAAAUUAGUUUGGUUUAAAAAUUUUUUUUUUUUUUAGUAAGGCAAUUGGGGUUAAGUGACUUGCCCAGGGUCACACAGCUAGUAAGUGUUAAGUGUCUGAGGCCGGAUUUGAACUCAGGAAAAUUAGUUUGUUUUAAAGGCCCCAAAUGCUGCUACCUCUCUCUAUGCUCUUAGUAUUCAGGUUAUAUUUGAUUAUUGACAAACAUGCCUCUCCAUUUGGUAUCUAUAUCCCUAUAUGGGAGAGAAAAACACAUGUCAAUCCAAGGCAAUAUUUUUGGUUAGGAAUCCACAGAGAAAAUACAUCCUAAAGAUUCAAAGAAAAAAAAAGCCUAAGUAGAACCACCUCCAAACCUAUGCAAUAUAACAAAAUCUUUAUGAAACACAAAAUAUAAAUUUUGGUGAGCCUUCUUCUCAAAACCUUACUUUGUCUUUGAAAACUGAAAACUAUUGGUGUUUUUAAAUCAAAAUCAUGAAUUUUCCUACAUUUCAUUAAUGCCACUUAAGAUGCUAUUUGUGCCUAAUUUUGUAGGAGUUGGAAAUCUGCAUUUGUUAACAAAUCUUUUUCAUACUCUUUUAGCUAUUUCUGCAUAUGAAAUUUCUGUUCAACUUUUUUUUUUAAAGUAGCUUUGUAAGCUGUUUCCUCUUGGUACAGUUUUCCUCUGGCUGUACACACUCCUAAUUGCACUAAUGAACUGUUCUAGGGUGUGGUUUUUUGUUUUGUUUUUUACAAAUUGUUGUGGGUUUGUGUUUGUUUUGUUUUGAUGUUUGUUGUUUUUAGUUAUAAAGUAAGAUUUUGUUUAGCAAACUCCAAAAAAGAACCCAUCGGGCAAUUUUGACCACUUUUUUUUGUUUUUGGCCUGACUGCCUCAUAUAUGUGUAUAACUUAUGGGAAAGGAAAGGAAAUAAAGUGGAUGAAAACAUUAAAGAGAGCAACAUAAUCCUUUAACUAUUGGCCUGACUAAUGACCCAACAUGAGGCCUCUCUGCUUUGGGAAAAGAUGAUAUGAAUAUGGACCUCAUUCCUGGCUUCUAUUGUGCUUUAUUAUGUCUUUGACUAACAUCACUAUUGACAUUUGAGUAAUAGUUCUAAAUAAAAAGGGAGGAUGCAAAAGGAUAGAAUAAUUCACCUAAGAGUUUUGGACAUUCAAUAUGAGAUAACUUGCCCCAGUUCACAGUAAAUUGAAUCAUCUCUUUAUUAUAAUCUCCUAUCUUCAUGUUCCUUGAUGUGUUCAGAAGGGAUUAGGCACUAUUUCAUUGGAUGUAAACUUACAUUUAUACCUGGAUGUAAACUGAUGUAAACAUUCCACUUAACUGAAAGAUGGGUAGAAUCCCCUUACAGGAGAGAUUUGAGUCAAUUUCAUAUGGUGGAUUUGAACUUUCCAUCUAGCCUGUAGUUUCACCAGAUAUGUGCACUUCUCUUAUUUCCCUUCUCGUUCUGUAUCCUUAUACUCAGGUCCCCAUGAUUUGUUGAUCUAGCCCUUAAAGGCCUACUGCCUUUUUUACCUUAGAGAACCUUUUCCUCUUAUAUUCUCUAUGGACUACAGAUUCAUUGUCUUAGGAAAAAUGAGUAGAAGAAGCCACCUAGUCCAUCCCUCCUACUCUAUAGGCAGAACAAUAUAAUGAAUCAAAACUAUUCUAUUUGGGGGGGGCAGGACAAUGUGGGGUAAGUGACUUGCCCAGGGUCACACAGCUAGUAAGUGUCAAGUGUCUGAGGCCGGAUUUGAACUCAGGUCCUCCUGAAUCCAGGGCUGGUGUUUUAUCCACUGUGCCACCUAGCUGCCCCCAAAACUAUUCUAUUUUUAAAGAUCUUCAAACAAGGAAAUUCCACAACUCCCUUGGGUAAUCUACCCUAGGAUUCAAGAAUUGUUGAAAUAUUUUUGUACAACUCAUAUAAAUCAAGUAUGCUUCAGGUUAAACGCAGUUUUUAUUUUUGUUUUCCCUGGCUGAGUCCUGAAUGAAGAUCAAGAAUAAUAGAUUCUGUGCUAGGGCCCUUCACAUGACUAAAGGCUAUUAUGUGCCCUUCAAACUUCUCAUCUCUAAGUUGAAUAAUCCAUUUCUUUAGCAUUCUUUCAUGGGUCUUUUUGUUUGUGUUGUUUGUUAUAAACCUCUGAUUUCACCCAUGUGAAGAAUUCUUGGUGUGGAGAUUCUACCAAUGCCAGUUAGUAACUAACAUUGAUAUAAGGCUUUAAGAUUUGCAAAGCAUUUUUUUCCAAAUGUUACUCUUUUUGUUGAAUAAGUUCCACAACUUAAAGUGUUAGAGAGUUAUCUGGAGCACUGAGAAUUUAAAUACCUUACCCAUAGUCACAUAGCUAGUUUACAACUUGAACCCAGGUCCCCCUGACUCCAAGUCCUGCUCUCCAUCCCAUAUGCUAUGUUGCUCUGCCCCCUUGGUCCUACUUAACUUCCUCAAUCAUCUUUAUAAUUCUCUUGGAAAUUUUCUCACAUUCUCUGUUUCCCAGUGGGGCUAUAAAGAUAAAAGUGGAAACUGUACUUACAAAGGAACUGACCAAUUAUGACUAUACUAGAAGGAUUAUCUCAUAAUUCUCCUUUAUAAUACACCAAGUUAUACUACUUAGUUCCUGGCCCAUCCAUGAUAAGAUCCAAGACUUGGAUCUUAUAUUACUAUGCCUACACGUACUCAGUGUUAUGUAUUUUUGUCUUUGCACAUGACCUCAUCGAAUCUAUUUUGUUUGUUUCUGACCACUUUUUAAAAUUUACCAAAGCAUUUUGUAAUUAUGCUACAGGAUCCUAUUCCAAUACACCUGCACUUACUCCUAGGGGGAGUUUCUAUAAACAUAAUCUCUAUUCAACAUCCAGGUCAUUGAAAAAGUGUUCAAAUAGAAAUAGGACAGACCCUUUAGGGCUUAGGUAUCAAGCACAGGUCCCCACACUCCCAAGUCCAGUCAAAUCAGAUUAAAAUUUAAUUGGGAAAUAUUUUUUAAAAUUAAUAAAAAUUUAAUCAAACAGAUAAUGCUAAUAUGUCAUUUUCUAAAUCAAUAUGCUGCCCACCCCCAUUUCUAUUUGAGUUUCAUACCAUUGCACUAAAGAAAUUGUUAGGUGCUUCUCCUCCCUGCUUUCAGCUUUCACAUUUCCCAUCCUCUAAGCUCCAUUGAUUUUCUCUGGAUUUGACUUCCAAGUCACUUGUAUUUUCAUCUAAUAAUUUAGACCCAUCUCAAGCUGAUAAUUAUACAUACACACACACACACACACAUAUAUAUAUGUGUAUAUAUAUAUAUAUCAUGUGAACUAAAAGUAAAAGGCAAAAUAAAUAUCUAUUACUUCAUCCUGAUCAACCAUGAGUUUUACCCCUUAAGAUGUCCAUAAUACAGUCAAUUGGAUGGUUUGAAGGAUACUACCUAAACAAGAUGGUCUUUAAAAAUAAUCAACUAAAAUAAAACUUCCUCCAUAUAAAAUAAACAAAUAGAUUCUAAUACUGUCAGAUUUAUUAUUUUUUUUUAUUAAGACAUAUCAUUGGGCUAGUAGGAUACUACAUCAGUUCUACUUAGCACUAAUAGAGAUAAGAAAGCAGUGUGUUAGAAAUAGGCUCCCACCUUUAGGGAUAGGAUUCUGAGGGCAAGAAAAAGGUAAUAGCACAAGUUAGACAUUAAUGGCAUAGAUUACUACACUUAAAAUGACAUUUAAUGGACAAGAAAUAUCAGGGGAAAUGUAGGACCAUUUUUUUCUCCUGUGAAGUUAAUGGCAUAAUGACCAAAGGUAGUCCAAAGUAAGACUUCUGUCAUCAUGUCAAAUGAUUCCCACUUUAACCCUUUUGCUCUUGUUGAUGUCUAGGUGAUACUAUUCUGGAGUUAGCCAAACAAAUUUUUUUUUUGAUUGGUGGGUUUUUCUUCCUGCUUAAAAACAGAUAAAUUUAGUUUUAUAAUGAGAUGUUCUUCUCUGGAGUUUUAUUAGUCCUGGGUAAGGCAUUUCCCACUGAAUAGAUAGAUUUUUUGUAAUUUUUUAGAGGAAAGAGCCAAUUUCUAAUGAAGCAGUUAAUUUGUUUGACUACUUUUUAAUCUUCAAACUUCUCAUUUGCCCAGUAUCUUUUUAGCACUAUCCAAGAAAAGGUUUUUUAGAAUAUUGUAGCUCUGUCUGUGAUUAAACAAAGGGUUUCAAUGUUAGAAAACAGACUAAUAUCAUGGUCAGAAUUUAAAAUUUGGAUAAAAUGGAAGGGUACUUGUAAAAUCAGUUUUCAUUUGUGAACAUGAUGAAUUCAAAUGGCACAAAUAAAUGACUUAC
This is a messenger RNA of Dromiciops gliroides (monito del monte), 7497 nucleotides long. It is a transcript of the gene MOB3B, whose product is annotated as MOB kinase activator 3B. The transcript has 5 exons. Gene Ontology annotation, cellular component: nucleus; cytoplasm. Bases 539 to 1189 code for a protein of 216 amino acids. The record is from RefSeq and is a predicted model, not a curated record. Gene Ontology annotation, biological process: signal transduction; positive regulation of protein phosphorylation. Gene Ontology annotation, molecular function: protein kinase activator activity. NCBI's taxonomy places the organism in Eukaryota, Metazoa, Chordata, Mammalia, Microbiotheria, Microbiotheriidae.